Molecule: messenger RNA, 3083 nt
Organism: Cercospora beticola
Lineage: Eukaryota; Fungi; Ascomycota; Dothideomycetes; Mycosphaerellales; Mycosphaerellaceae
Gene: MCM6
Product: MCM DNA helicase complex subunit MCM6
Biological process (GO): mitotic DNA replication; DNA replication initiation; double-strand break repair via break-induced replication
Cellular component (GO): MCM complex; nucleus
Molecular function (GO): single-stranded DNA binding; ATP binding; single-stranded 3'-5' DNA helicase activity
Source: RefSeq, a predicted model, not a curated record
CCCACCAACAGCAAAGCCCACAAAUCCAACCAUGUCGUCGCUCAUUGAUCUGGCCAUGGGCUCUGACAAUGCACCUACACCUCGCGACCCACGAAGCGACGCAUCUGAUGGACGGAGACGGCAGGCCCGUUCUUCAUCACGACCAAGGGGCGGUGCGACACCCAGAGGACCGCCAUCUAUCAGCACACCUGGAAUGCACAGCGAUAUCGACGGCUUCGCUGAUGACGAGGUUGUCGGUCGAAGAGGCAUGAGGCGAGCAACGACUGGUGCAGCAGAUGUUCCGCGAGUCGUCGAUACAACAGCAGAAACACUGGGCAUACAGUUCGAGCGCUUCCUCGAGAGCUUCACAGAAGAGCCCACACCUUCAGCGCAGCCACUUUCGAGUGCUGUAACAUCAAGCAAAUACUACAUUGCGCAAGUGCAUGGCCUGGCACAGUACGGGCUCUCCACACUCUAUGUCGACUUCACACACCUAAUGGACCACGAGCGCGGCAUUUUGGCCAAUGCCAUACAAGGCGACUACUAUCGCUUCCGGCCGUACAUGCUUCGGGCACUGAACAGCCUGAUCGCCAAAUACGAACCAGCGUAUUACCGCAUGCACAGACAGCCGGGUUCUACAACAGCGAGGACAGACACCUCGCAGGCCACGCAAAGCAUCAGCGAGGAAGAGGAAAGCAACUUGAACGACAAGACACCAAAUCAACAGACGGACAAAAUCUUCACCUUGGCUUUUUACAACCUCCCGCUGGUGUCUAGAGUGCGACAACUGCGAACGGAGCAGAUCGGCAAAUUGGUAUCGAUAUCCGGUACAGUGACGAGAACAUCAGAGGUCAGGCCCGAACUGCAUCUCGCGACAUUCGUAUGCGAGGUUUGCAACAGUCUUGUUCCCGAUGUGGAGCAGAUCUUCAAGUACUCAGAACCAACACAGUGUCCCAACGCGACAUGUGGUAAUAGGCAAGGUUGGCGACUGGACAUUCGCCAAAGCACCUUUAUCGAUUGGCAGAAAGUUAAGAUCCAAGAAAACAGCUCGGAAAUUCCGACUGGCAGCAUGCCCCGGACGAUGGAAGUCAUCCUUCGCGGCGAGAUGGUAGAUCGUGCGAAGGCUGGUGAAAAGUGCAUCUUCACAGGAACUUUGAUUGUCGUGCCGGAUGUCAGCCAGUUCAGAGUGCCGGGAAUGCGAGUACAAGCAGUUCGCGAUACACAGGCGCCUCGUGGGUCCGACACUGGGGGCGGAGGUGUAUCGGGCUUGAAAGCGCUCGGAGUGCGUGAUUUGACCUACCGUAUGGCUUUCCUCGCGAACAUGAUCACCCCAGACACUUCGACACAAGGACAGCACUCCAGCCAAAACUUGAAGGGCCAAGCCGGAAAUCUGAUGAGCUCACUCGCGCAGAACGUCGACACUUCUGAUGGUCUCGGUGGGGAGAAGGCACAGCAGGAUUAUCUUGACACGCUCACACCAGCUGAAAUUGACGAGCUGAGAGAGAUGGUGCAAUCAGAAAACAUCUAUAUGAGACUCGUGGAUUCCCUCGCACCUAUGGUCUUUGGACAUACAGUCAUCAAAAAGGGUCUUCUCUUGCAGAUGCUCGGUGGUGUUAGCAAGACCACCCCAGAGGGGAUGGCCUUACGUGGCGAUAUCAACAUCUGUAUCGUGGGUGAUCCGUCCACCAGCAAGUCACAAUUCUUGAAGUACGUGUGCUCGUUCCUGCCACGCGCUGUGUAUACAUCUGGUAAGGCAUCUUCUGCGGCUGGUCUGACGGCUGCCGUGGUGAAAGACGAGGAGACUGGAGAAUUUACGAUUGAAGCCGGUGCUCUCAUGUUGGCUGACAACGGUAUCUGCGCUAUCGACGAGUUCGACAAGAUGGAUAUCGCAGAUCAGGUGGCCAUCCACGAAGCCAUGGAACAGCAGACAAUCUCGAUCGCGAAGGCUGGCAUACAAGCAACACUGAACGCUCGCACUUCCAUCCUCGCAGCGGCCAAUCCUGUCUCAGGUCGAUAUAACCGGAAGACGACGCUGCGUGCCAACAUCAACAUGAGUGCGCCGAUCAUGUCGCGUUUCGAUCUCUUCUUCGUUGUCCUGGACGACUGCAACGAGGAUGUUGACGAGCACUUGGCCAGGCAUAUCGUUGGGCUGCACCAAAAGAAGGAUGAGGCAAUCGAGCCCGAAUUCAGCACCGAGCAGCUGCAGAGAUACAUCCGUUUUGCCCGCCUCUUUCAACCUGUCUUCACCGAGCAGGCAAGAGCUUACCUUGUGCAGAAGUACAAGGAGCUGCGAGCGGACGAUGCGCAGGGCGGUAUCGGUCGCAAUUCUUACCGCAUCACUGUUCGACAACUUGAAUCUCUCAUUCGUCUCAGCGAGGCUAUUGCCAAAGCGAGCUGCGUGGACGAGGUCACGCCAGCGUUCGUUGAUGAAGCUUUCAAGCUGCUGCAGCAAAGUAUCAUCAGCGUAGACAAGGAUGAUGUCGAGUUCGAGGAGGAAGACGAGGCAGCUGCAGUUGACGACGCAGAAGGCGGCGCUGCCGCGGACGACGAGGAUGCCCAAAUGGGCGGUGAAGAGGGUGGUGCAGGAACCCCGGCCGCCCGAGCCUCGCAGACACUGGGUCCCCAACGACCAAAGACACAGAUCAAAUACGACGACUUCAUCAAGAUCCAGAACAUGCUGCUGAAACGUGUGAACGAGGAUCAGAAUGAGGAACAAGACGGUGUCGAGGAGGAUGACCUGCUGCAAUGGUAUACUGAGCAAGUGGAGGAAGGCAUCCACGAUACGGAUGGGCUUGCAGAGGCCAACAGCCUUGCAAGAAAAGUGCUGAAGCGCAUGGUAAAAAACAACGUGCUCAUGAAAGUGCAAGGCGAGGGUCUCGCGGAAGAAGAUGGAACGGGCUUAGAGAGAACAAGCAAGACGGUCUAUGUUGUGCAUCCAAAUUGCUCCACGGAGGAUUUGUAGGGCUCCUCGCGCAGUAGAUGAUUUCGAGCAUGAGCGACGUUAAAUGGCGUUAUGAGGAUAUCUGCAUUGGGGCGCGGUGGAAAUGAAUUAGAUGAUACCUCUCGGCGUGGACAAUGACGGAAAUGUAAAGAAUGAUUCGGAC